AUGUACUCGAUGCACACAGACAUUAUGUAUUUACAGUCGAGGAGGAAGUUCACCCAGUAUUAUGUGCUAUCACUGCUUUCUGAUUUUAUGAAAACUGUGUUGCUUUUGUUUGAUACGUUGAUCUUUUGUUUUACAAUCUCCAUUUCGUUGCUCAUGAUGCUUUUUGGCUAUCUGGGUGUCAUAUCAGAAAAGCCCAUAACUCUACAUGGAAAGUUGUACAUAGGGACCGUUUAUUUGGACAUUUUGCUGAAUUUUUUAAUUGCGUUAGUUUUUAUGUACAAUAUAUUUAUAAUGUCCACGUGUAACCUGUCGUACAUGGCUAAAUUUAUUGUAAACCGUAAUUUUUUUUAUUCCAUAAUGACCAUGAUUAUUGUCCUUUGUCUCCUUUCCAUUGUGUUUAAUAUAUAUGCCUUAUAUUACGCGCGAAGAUUUAAAACCUUUGUAAUGGCCAUAGAAAACGACACAAAAAAUGCAAAAGCAAAUGCUAGGACACAUGUAAGGUUCAAUUUAAGAUCAUGUACCAAAGGGAGCAAAAGUGCACGAGUAAAUGCCAACGUAAGGGAAAAUGUGCCAGGAAAUAGAGGUGCACAGGAGAGAGCGCACACAAGAGGCAAUGUCUAUAUGCACGGGAAUGUGUUCCCUCCAGGAAUAGUAUCCACAGCAACGAACCUACCCACAGUAGGAAUUUGCUCCACAGAAGGAAACACGUUAGCACCAGGGAACGUGCAGUCCAACGCAAAUGGUAACAAAAGCGGAAAGGCACAAGCACUUGCGAGCACACGCAGAAACGGAAAGGAAAAUUCAGCAAUAAGCGGGGAAAAAAUAAGCAUCACCAUUGAUGAGAACACUGGACCAGAUGGCAAACCCUUGGAGGACUCAUUCAAAUUGGAAAAACCGUCCUUUAAGGUUGCCAAGACGGUAUUCCCCCUGGAUGCAGGCAACAAAAUAAACGACAUGCUAGAGGACAAUGCAAAGACAAAAAUGAGCAUGAAAAAAAAAAUUACACCAGGAUUAGACAAGGAGCAGCAAAACGUUGAGUCGAGGAGGAAUAAAUUUGUGAAUGAUGAUAUUGGCCCAAAGAACGUAGAAAUUAUCAAAGAAGGUGUAAAACAGGAGAUGCCAUCUGUGCGUAAGGAGGAAAACGAAUUGCCCCAAGUUCACCCUUCCGAAAAGGAAGUGCACCCAGGGAAAAAUGCUGAGAAAAAAUUACCCCAAAUGAGUAAUGUUGAGAAAAACAUCUUAUAA
Molecule: messenger RNA, 1245 nt
Organism: Plasmodium fragile
Lineage: Eukaryota; Apicomplexa; Aconoidasida; Haemosporida; Plasmodiidae
Exons: 1
Coding region: 1-1245 (414 amino acids)
Source: RefSeq, a predicted model, not a curated record